GAUCUAUCUUUAAUUAAACUAAAUAGGAUUAACCAUUUCAGUUUGUGACCAAACAUAAUGUUUGAGGAAGAGAUGAACAACUUCAUCAAGCUCUGGCUCUGCAUCACAAUAUCCCUAUGCUACUGUCAUUCCAUCGGGAAGACGAAGAUCAUUCCCAAAGGAACUGCACGCCUGCUUUGUUUCCUUCCGGUUAUCAGCUUCUUUCUUGUCGUUCCACUCAAUCUCUCCUCCCUACAUCUCGGAGGUAUCACCGCUUUCUUCAUAACUUGGCUAGCAAGCUUCAAACUCUUGCUUUUUGCCUUCGGCAAAGGCCCUUUAUUGCCUCCUAUGUCGAGAUCUUUACCUAGAUUUCUCGCUGUUGCUUGUUUGCCCAUCAAAAUCCAACAAAACCAGCCUCUAAAUGCACGAAAUGGCCAUCAAACGGUCACAAACUAUGCAAUCAAGAUUCUGCUUUUUGCCUUGCUGGUUCAUGUUUAUGAUUACAGCGACCAUAUCCAUCCUGUUAUCAUGUUGGUUCUGUAUUCUUUUCAUGUUUAUGUUCUUCUAGAGAUGGUCCUAGCGUUGGUGGCAGCCAUGGCAAAAGCUCUGUUGGGGCUGGAACUAGAGAAACAGUUUGAUGAACCAUAUCUUUCCACCUCACUGCAAGAUUUCUGGGGCAGGAGAUGGAACGUUAUGGCGACGAGUAUUUUACGACCGACGGUGUACGAGCCUGUCCGGGACACGGCUGCAUGUUUCGUCGGUCGUAAAUGGGCUCCGAUUCCCGCGGUGUUCGGGACUUUUUUCGUGUCGGGCGUCAUGCACGAGCUGAUUUUCUACUACCUGGGAAGGGUGUCGCCGACGUGGGAAAUCAUGUCGUUCUUUCUACUCCAUGCGACAUGUUUGACGGCGGAGAUUGCCGUGAAGAAGGCCGUGGUUGGGGUGAAGUGGCGGUUGCCCAGGGCGGUUUCUGGGCCGUUGACGGUUGGAUUCGUUUUGUUUACUGGCUACUGGCUCUUCUUCCCGCUGCUUCUACGAUGCAGGGCGGAUGAGAGGGCGCUUGAAGAGUACGCGGCCGUAGGCGUGUUUGUUAGGAAAAUUCUUGUGUGUUUACUGAGGCUGUAAUUCGUUAAAUUCGGUGUUUGUAGAUGUCGUUUGGGUGGUCCUACUCUUAAAUUAUUGAUGUUUUAUUUAA
Messenger RNA from Hibiscus syriacus, 1171 nucleotides. RefSeq names its product acyl-CoA--sterol O-acyltransferase 1-like. The record is from RefSeq and is a predicted model, not a curated record. The coding region runs from base 58 to 1101 and encodes 347 amino acids. Lineage: Eukaryota; Viridiplantae; Streptophyta; Magnoliopsida; Malvales; Malvaceae. Gene Ontology annotation, biological process: lipid metabolic process. The transcript has a single exon.